AUGACACAAAGCUUUCUUUCAAUGCCAAAUUUUUCAAAAACUUACUUGUAUAUUACUCCUAAAAAUUUAUACCAAGAAUUUUGUAACGCUUUUGCGUUUUUUAAAAUGGUAAAAGCCUGUAAUCCAAAUAUGAAUCGGCAAGAUUCAAUAGAUGCAGCAAAUACAGAAUGGCGACUAUGUCGAACCGAAUCUGAAACAACUAUUAGAGACCAAAUAAAACAGUAUCUUGCAGCAAGUCCGCCUAUUAUGCGAACGGCAAACUUUUUUCUACCACCUGGUUCAUAUAGUUCUAACUUAUCAAAUUCUUUAAAUACAAACUCAAUCUCAAAUUCUGCAAUUUCUUCAUUGCCUUCGACUAAUGAAGGACAUAUUCUUGCUCCUAAUGCGUCAUCCCAACGUCAGGCUUUAACCCUAAUUAAAGAAGCUGAAACUAAAGUAAAUGAAUACGAAAAUCUAUUGUUAAAUGCUAAUGACAUAGAUCUUAGGCGUCAGAUAUAUGAGAAGUUAAGGGAUAGUCGUGUUGUUAUUGAAAAGGAAAAAAAACAUCUUGGUUUAUUAAAAAGCCAUGCUAAGUCUCAAUCAAAACUUCGAGAAAAAAAAAGAAAACAACUUAACGAAGGCAUUGUCGUAAUGUAUGAUUCUAGUGG
Messenger RNA from Dentiscutata erythropus, 647 nucleotides. The record is from the annotation of a GenBank genome assembly. Lineage: Eukaryota; Fungi; Glomeromycota; Glomeromycetes; Diversisporales; Gigasporaceae.